AGAAAAAUUUAAUUUAAGCUUUAAUCCCAACCUUCACCCGUUUUGGCCAAAUUAUUUUAGACCAUUAAAAUAUAUUUUUAGUUCAUUAAUUUGUAAUAUUUUAUAAUUUUACAUGAUUUUAGGUAUUUGUACAUAAAAAUUAUCACACCCCACUAUCACCACUCAUCAUCUAUUUUCCUAAUCACACCCCACCAUUUGAGUCCUGAUCCUCUGUAGGGUUUUCCUGCAAGGUAUCCUGCAGUGCAAGUAAAAUGACGUCGUUUUGCCCCUUUUUUUUUUCUUUCUUCAGCUUCUUCUCCUCUACUUUUCUUUUCACAGACCUAAUCCCCAGAAGUCCCAAAACGAAAACCAAAGGGCUGGAAGACAAAUGGAUGAUUUUCUAAGUAUUACCUUAAUCUUAGAGCUUUUGAGCUAGGGUUUCCUCUCAAAAGAAAUCUGGGUUGCAUGGAAAUACAAGGCAUGGUAAAAAUUUAAUGGAAAUAUUUUGAUCUUGACACCCAAACAGGGCAUCAUCACCUUAUUAGCAAGGUUGUGAUCCUACGACUCAUUAUACACUAUUCGAUCCGGAUUGUACAUCGGAUCGACCCCAAAGCAGGAUCAUGGUGGGAUCGUGGUGGGAUCGACGGGAUCGGUAGGAUCGCAUCUGGAUCGCGACCCCAUGCGAUCCAGAUUUGAAGGAUUUUUUGGGCAACUUAAAAGCCAAAUCGGGACCUAAAAUGAAAUGAGAGAAGCAGAGAAGCAAAGCAAAUUAGGGCAAACGAAGAAGACUGACCUGGGGAAAGAGAGAUUCAAUCAUUCAACAUCAAACGAAGCCUGACUUGGGCAAACGACUCCAGGAAUGUCAGCCUCUGGUUCAGGAAGAGGGAGGAAGAGGAAAAAUGUUGCUGGUCUAAGAUUUGAUCCUGGUUGGGAACACGGCAUUGAAGUGGAUGCUGCAAGCAAAAAGGUAAAAUGCAAAUACUGUAAUAUUACUUGUUCUGGAGGAAUAUAUAGAUUGAAACACCAUUUGGCAUGCACUCAUCAAAAUGUUGAACCAUGUCCCCAAGUUCCGGAAGAUGUUAGGGAAAAAUUUAUAAGUCUUUUGAGAACUCAAACAUUGGAGUCUCAAAAUAAGAAAAAGAGAAUGCUUGAUAUUGGUGAUGAUGAUUCUGAUGAAGAAGUGGAAUUAUUGCAUGCCGGUGGCCAUAGAAACAAACAAAAACAUUAUGGGCGUAUGGAUAAAUUUGUGGUGAAUAAGUCUCGGCAUCAAAAUAAAAAAACUAUCAAUCAAUUAUUUAAGAAAGAAGAGAGACAUGAUGUUUGUCAAACAAUUGCCCGGUUUUUUUACACUAGUGCAAUUCUUUUUAAUUGUGUCAACAACCCUAUAUUUCCACUUAUGGUUAAGAAAAUUGGAGAUUAUGGAAAAGGCCUUGUGCCACCAUCUUACCGUGAAAUUAGGGUGUCAUUUUUAAAAAGAGAAGUGCAAGAGACAUUGCAAUUGCUUGAUGAGUUCAAGGAACAAUGGAAGAAGACUGGGUGUACAAUUAUGUCCGAUGGAUGGUCAGAUAGAAAGAGAAGAUCAAUUUGUAAUUUUCUUGUCAAUAGCCCUAAUGGAACUAUCUUUCUAUCCUCAUUGGAUACAUCUGACAUUUCAAAAACCGGUGAAAAGGUUUUUGAGAUGUUGGAUGAGAUUGUUGAGAAGGUUGGAGUGGAGCAUGUUGUGCAAGUGGUGAUCGAUAAUGCUUCUAAUUAUAAGUUGGCGGGAGAAAUGUUAAUAGAUAAGAGGAAGAGCUUGUUUUGGACACUUUGUGCCGCUCAUUGCAUAGAUUUGAUGUUAGAGGAUUUUGAGAAGCAAAUCCAACUUCAUCGAGUUACAAUUAAAAAGGGAAAAAGAAUUGUGGCAUACAUUUAUUCAAGAACAAAUCUUAUUCAUUGGAUGAAGGAGUUCACAAAAGGUAUUGAACUUAUUAGGCCCGCGGUAACACGAUUUGCCACAUCUUACUUGACCUUGAGGCGCCUUCAUGAGCAAAAGGGUGCAUUGUUCUCUUUGUUUACAUCAUCCAAGUGAAGGAAUAGUCGAUUUGCAAGGUCUGAAAAGGGUAAAAAAAUUGAAGAUAUCGUUUUAGAUAAUCAUAUUUUUUGGAAGGGCAUUUCUAUGUGCUUGAAGGCUGUGGUACCUCUUAUUAAAGUACUUAGAUUGGUGGAUUCGGAUGAGCAUCCGGCGAUGGGAUUCAUUUACGAGGCAAUGGAUCGUGCGAAAGAGGAAAUUUAAAGCAAUUUCAAUAAUGUUUUCACAUGAUAAACUUUUAAUUAGUUAAACUUAUUUACUUUACUAUUAUAUUUCUCUAAACUUUUUAUUUGUUCAUUAAUAUUCUUUAUUUAAUGG
Molecule: messenger RNA, 2365 nt
Organism: Camellia sinensis
Lineage: Eukaryota; Viridiplantae; Streptophyta; Magnoliopsida; Ericales; Theaceae
Source: RefSeq, a predicted model, not a curated record